AUGAGCAAAGACAGAGAAAUGAGAGAAAUGCUACAAAUCCAACAACAUGAGGAGAAACCCCCUGGGGAGAGCUGGCCUCGGAGUGAAGCCCCGUACAGAGGAGAGAAGUGCGAGCGCAACACGUCGGUCUCUCUCACGCCGGGCUUCAGCCUCCUGCCUGCGCUCACUCAGGACUUCCUCUCCCUCCGUCACUGCCGCCACUUCCCGAUGCUGCUGGACGUCACCGACAAGAGUGAGAAACCCUGGGACGACAUCUUCCUGCUGCUGGUCAUCAAGAGCUCGCCACAGAACUUUGAACGACGACAGGUUCUCCGUCAGACUUGGGCCGAAGAGCGGAGCUAUUGGGGGAAGACCAUCCGCCGGGUCUUCAUCUCAGGGACCAGAGGGAGCGGCGAGGAGAGGAGGCACCUGGACCAGCUCCUGCAGGAGGAGGGGAGGACCUACGGGGACCUCCUGCAGUGGGACUUCACCGACUCCUUCUACAACCUGACGCUGAAGCAGCUGCUGUUCCUGGACUGGUUCCAGACCCGGUCUCGCCGCUGCCGCUUCCUGAUGAGCGGAGACGACGACAUCUUCGCCAACACCGACAACAUGGUGGAGUUUCUGCUCAGUCGCCACGGCAACGACGGAGACCAGCACCUGUUCGUGGGUGAGUCCGAUGGUUCUGUAUGA
Knipowitschia caucasica is the source of this 672-nucleotide messenger RNA. NCBI's taxonomy places the organism in Eukaryota, Metazoa, Chordata, Actinopteri, Gobiiformes, Gobiidae. The record is from the annotation of a GenBank genome assembly.